Populus euphratica (Euphrates poplar) is the source of this 3632-nucleotide messenger RNA. Its product is annotated as protein CHUP1, chloroplastic-like. The record is from RefSeq and is a predicted model, not a curated record. Gene Ontology annotation, cellular component: chloroplast outer membrane. The transcript is spliced from 11 exons. Lineage: Eukaryota; Viridiplantae; Streptophyta; Magnoliopsida; Malpighiales; Salicaceae. Bases 543 to 3479 code for a protein of 978 amino acids. Gene Ontology annotation, biological process: chloroplast relocation.
AAAAAAGUCAUUGCCGCCCAGGCACUUGAGUUGGCGCUGCAAGCUAUCUACUCCACUUUCCCUUGUCUAUCCAAUAGUGCUUCCAUCAUAAGCCAAGAUUUGUGGUUCAAAUGGAGCUUCGCUCAUGCUUAACCCUACAGUAUUCAGACAUGCUUUGGCUCCAGUAUUCCUUCAUGACACAUACCUGGUUGCUUUCUGGUUUUCUUUAACUCUAUACAUUCCUAUGAAACAAAAUGUUAAGAUGAUAUAUCUACAAAUUUUUGCAAUUUGUAAACAACCUUCUGGAGCAAACUGGCCACUGGUUAUAUUGGUGGUUUCUGUAGCUCUUAGCAAGACGGUUGGAAUUCUGCUACCGGGAAUUCUUCGUGGAUAAGCAAGUUGUUCUUGAGAGAUUCUGGGUGGCUCUUGGUGCAUUUCCAGGGCCAUGAUGGCUUGAAUUUUCAGUUAUGGAGAUAAGGAGACAUGGGUGGAGAGUUGUUUUGGGAUUGGUUUAUUUAUAUAGAUGAGUGGAAGGUUAGGAUUCUGCUACCAAUAAUACCUACAUGAUAGUCAGGUUAGGCUUCCUGGUUGCUGCUUCAAUUGCAGCCUUUACAGUUAAAAAGCUUAAUGUAAAAACUGCAAAGUCAUCAGACUCUUCAGCUAAGCGAUCAGAAAAUGGUGAAGCAAGCUUUGAGCAACAUCAAGUUGAAGAAGAUGACAAACAGCAUUUUACAUAUUCUGAUGAUAGCUUCAAAGAGAAAGAUGUGGAAGAAGAAGAAGAAGAAGAGGUUAAAUUGAUUAGUAGCAUUUUUGACCGGGCUCAAGGUACUUCACCUAGUAUGGAAGACGAAGAUAUUUUACCUCAAUUUGAAGAUCUUUUGUCUGGGGAAAUGGAUCAUCCAUUACAUGGGGAAAAGUUUGACAAGGCAGAGAAAGACAAGAUUUAUGAAACUGAGAUGGAAAACAAUGCAAGUGAACUGGAAUGCUUGCGCAACCUAGUAAAAGAAUUGGAGGAGAGAGAGGUGAAACUUGAAGAUCAAUUGCUCGAGUACUAUGGGCUGAAGGAGCUGGAAUCAGACAUUGUCGAAUUACAAAGGCAGCUCAAUAUUAAGACAGUUGAGAUUGACACGCUUAAUAGUACCAUCAACUCCCUACAAGCUGAGAGGAAGAAGCUUCAAGAAGAGAUUUUGCUGGGAGCUUAUUCCAAGAAGGAACUGGAACUGUCAAGGAACAAGAUAAAGGAGCUGCAGAGGCAAAUUCAGCUUAAUGCUAACCAGACAAAGGGCCAGUUAUUAUUGCUCAAACAACAGGUUUCUGGUCUUCAGUCGAGAGAACAAGAAGCCAUGAAAAAAGAUGCAGAGGCUGAAAAGAGGCUGCAAGCAGCGAAAGAGUUGGAGGUCGAAGUUGUGGAACUUAAGAGGAAGAACAAAGAACUUCAGCAUGAAAAGAGAGAGUUGACUACUAAGCUGGGUGCUGCUGAAGCUAAAGUAGCGUCCCUCUCCAAUAUGACAGAGACAGAAAUGGUUGCGAAGGUAAGAGAGGAGGUCAACAAUUUAAGGCACACAAAAGAAGACCUGUUAAAACAAAUGGAAGGACUUCAAAUGGACAGGUUUAGUGAAGUUGAAGAGCUAGUGUACCUUCGUUGGGUCAAUGCAUGCUUGAGGUAUGAGCUCCGGAACUACCACUCACCUUCAGGAAAAGUGUCAGCUCGUGAUCUCAAUAAAAGUCCGAGCCCCAAGUCCCAGGAGAGGGCUAAACAACUAUUGUUAGAAUAUGCUGGGUCAGAACAAGGACAAGGAGACACAGAUCUUGAAAGCAACUAUUCUCACCCGUCUUCUCCUGGAAGUGAGGACUUUGACAAUGCUUCCAUUGACAGUUCCUUUAGCAGAUACAGUUUCAGUAAGAAACCUGGUUUAAUUCAAAAACUGAAGAAAUGGGGCAGAAGCAAAGAUGAUUCAAGUUCCUUUUCAUCGCCAUCCAGAUCCUUCUCAGGAGGAUCUCCAAGCAGGACUAGCACGAGCCACCAACCAAGGGGUCCAUUAGAAACCUUGUUGCUAAGUAAUGCAGGUGAUACUGUAGCCAUCACUUCAUUUGGGAAGAUGGAGCAGGAUGCUUCUGACUCACUAAAUUCUGUCGCUUCAUCAUUCCAAGUAAUGUCUAAAUCAGUGGGAGGAGUUUUAGAUGAAAAGUAUCCUGCCUAUGAAGAUAGACACAAGUUGGCGUUAGAAAGGGAGAAGCAUGUCAAGGAAAAGGCAGAACAAGCGAGAGCAGCAAGGUUUGGUGACAGUUCAAAUUUUGAUUUUGGAACAAAGGGGAAGAGAGAUAAACCUGUAACUUUGCCAGCAGAACUUUCCCAAUUAAAAGAGAAACCAGUUGCCUCUGGUGGGUCAAAUGACCAAUCUAAUGAUGGCAAGGAUGUUGAUUCUCAGAUUAUAAGCAAGAUGAAACUUGCCCACUUUGAGAAGAGGCCUCCUAGGGUGCCUCGGCCUCCUCCAAAACCAUUUGCUGGUGUUCCAGUUGCUACAAAUUCCAAUCCUUCAGGCAGAGUGCCACCUCCACCACCACCCCCUCCAGGUGCACCGCCGUCGCUGCCUCAAAUGCCUGGAAGACUGUGUCGUCCACCUCCUACUUCUGGAAACUUGCCAAAAGGAGCAGAAAGUGGUGAUAAAGUUCACCAGGCUCCGGAACUAGUUGAGUUUUAUCAGACUUUGAUGAAACGUGAGGCAAAGAAGGAUACAUCAUCUUUGAUUUCUUCAACAUCUAAUAUAACAGAUGCUCGCAGCAACAUGAUUGGGGAAAUCAAGAACAGAUCAUCCUUCCUGUUGGCUGUAAGAGCUGAUGUUGAAACUCAAGGUGAUUUCAUCCAGUUAUUGGCAACUGAAGUUCGAGCAGCUUCCUUCUCCAACAUAGAUGACUUGGUGGCCUUUGUAAGCUGGCUCGAUGAGGAGUUAUCUUUCUUGGUUGAUGAACGAGCAGUUCUCAAGCACUUUGAUUGGCCUGAAAGUAAAGCUGAUGCAUUGAGAGAAGCAGCUUUUGAGUACCAGGAUCUCAUGAAAUUGGAGAGGCAAGUAACCUCUUUUGUUGAUGAUCCCAACCUCGCAUGUGAAGCUGCUUUAAAAAGGAUGUACAAAUUGCUCGAAAAAGUGGAAAACAGUGUAUAUGCUCGAUUACGUACGAGGGACAUGGCUGUUUCACGAUACAUGGAGUUGGGGAUCCCAACUAAUUGGUUAUUAGAUUCAGGAGUUGUUGGCAAGAUCAAGCUCUCAUCAGUGCAGUUGGCAAGAAAGUACAUGAAGCGUGUUGCAUCAGAACUUGAUGCAAUGAGCGGACCUGAAAAAGAACCAAACAGAGAGUUUUGGGUACUGCAAGGGGUUCAUUUUGCUUUCCGUGUUCAUCAGUUUGCUGGAGGCUUCGAUGCAGGGACCAUGAAAGCUUUUGAAGAGCUGAGGAGCCGUGUAAGUUCACAAAUGGGAGAAGAGAAUAAGACGGAAGGAUCAUAAUUUCUCCCUUGGCCUUUCUGUUGUAUAUUGCGUCCUCUCAUUUCAUGUCUUAUUGUAGAUAAAAACAGUCCAGUUUGAGCCAACAAAGGGAAAGUGAAUUUAUACCAGGAAAUAUUUAUAAAUUUUCUCGUCCUCUGGUUCCCUGUUUGCUCA